Messenger RNA from Homo sapiens (human), 5527 nucleotides. RefSeq names its product tubulin folding cofactor E (gene TBCE). The record is from RefSeq and is marked reviewed. Lineage: Eukaryota; Metazoa; Chordata; Mammalia; Primates; Hominidae. The transcript has 18 exons. Gene Ontology annotation, biological process: protein folding. Gene Ontology annotation, cellular component: cytoplasm; cytoskeleton. The coding region runs from base 110 to 1846 and encodes 578 amino acids.
GCCAGAGCCUCAAGCUUCGCUGCUGGGCAGUUGGCUGGAGGGGCUGCUGCUGGGAACACCUGGAGUCUCCGCGGGCAGAUCUCAUAUUUUGGAUUCUGGAUAUAUUAUAAUGAGUGACACUUUGACAGCGGAUGUCAUUGGUCGAAGAGUUGAAGUUAAUGGAGAACAUGCAACAGUACGUUUUGCUGGUGUUGUCCCUCCCGUGGCAGGACCCUGGUUAGGAGUAGAAUGGGACAAUCCCGAGAGAGGAAAGCAUGAUGGGAGCCACGAAGGGACUGUGUAUUUUAAAUGCAGGCACCCGACAGGAGGAUCCUUUAUUCGUCCGAACAAGGUAAAUUUUGGAACAGACUUUCUUACUGCAAUUAAGAACCGCUAUGUGUUAGAAGAUGGACCAGAGGAAGAUAGAAAAGAGCAAAUUGUUACAAUUGGAAAUAAACCUGUGGAGACUAUCGGUUUUGACUCUAUUAUGAAACAGCAAAGUCAGCUGAGCAAGUUGCAAGAAGUUUCUCUGAGGAACUGUGCAGUAAGUUGUGCUGGUGAAAAAGGAGGAGUUGCUGAAGCAUGUCCUAAUAUCAGAAAGGUAGAUUUGUCAAAAAACCUGUUGUCAUCAUGGGAUGAAGUGAUACACAUUGCUGAUCAGCUCAGACACCUGGAAGUCCUUAAUGUCAGUGAAAAUAAACUAAAAUUUCCCUCCGGUUCAGUAUUAACUGGAACGCUUUCUGUACUGAAGGUUUUAGUCCUCAAUCAAACAGGAAUAACGUGGGCUGAGGCUCAUGCGCAGUGUGGUGGCAGCAGGCACGGUCUCGACAUGCAGAAAGACGCCAGCAAGUUCGUGGAUCUGUGCGUGCUGCAGAAAUGCUCCACCAGCAACUGCAUCAUCAGUGCCAAGGACCACACAUCCAUGCGGAUGAACGUGGCCAAGGUGCUGCGGUGUGUCGCGGGGUGCCCAGGCCUGGAGGAACUCUACCUUGAGUCUAACAACAUUUUCAUUUCCGAAAGGCCAACAGAUGUUCUCCAGACAGUCAAGUUAUUAGAUCUUUCCUCUAAUCAAUUAAUUGAUGAAAAUCAGCUGUAUCUGAUAGCCCACCUGCCCAGGUUAGAACAAUUAAUCCUCUCUGACACUGGAAUUUCUUCUCUACAUUUUCCGGAUGCUGGAAUUGGGUGCAAAACGUCCAUGUUCCCAUCCUUGAAGUACCUGGUAGUAAACGACAAUCAGAUAUCACAAUGGUCGUUUUUCAAUGAGCUAGAGAAGUUACCAAGUCUACGGGCUUUGUCCUGCCUAAGAAACCCCCUGACCAAAGAGGACAAAGAAGCAGAGACGGCGCGACUACUCAUUAUCGCCAGCAUUGGCCAGCUGAAGACGCUGAACAAAUGUGAGAUUCUCCCCGAGGAGAGGCGGAGAGCUGAGCUUGACUACCGAAAAGCUUUUGGAAAUGAGUGGAAACAGGCUGGUGGACAUAAGGAUCCGGAAAAAAACAGACUCAGCGAAGAAUUCCUCACAGCCCAUCCCAGAUACCAGUUCCUCUGCCUGAAAUAUGGUGCACCUGAAGAUUGGGAACUCAAAACACAGCAACCACUUAUGCUGAAAAACCAGCUACUAACACUGAAGAUAAAAUACCCUCAUCAACUUGAUCAGAAAGUCCUGGAGAAACAACUGCCGGGCUCCAUGACAAUUCAAAAGGUGAAGGGAUUGCUGUCACGUCUUCUCAAAGUUCCUGUGUCAGACCUUCUGUUGUCCUAUGAAAGUCCCAAAAAGCCGGGCAGAGAAAUCGAGCUGGAAAAUGACCUAAAGUCAUUACAGUUUUAUUCUGUGGAAAAUGGAGAUUGUCUAUUAGUGCGAUGGUGACAACCAACUAAUAAAAUUUAAAGACCACACUGCUUAUCGUGUCUGGGGUUCACCGGAAAUAAAUGAUUCACUGGAACAAUUCUACUGUCAAAACAAAGGGGGUUUACAACUUGUCCUAAGUAUAACAAGGGAUGUAUUUUUUGUUGGGAAGUGACCAUUUCUAGGCUUAUACAUAAUAGCAAUAAUAAAGGCUUUGAACCUACUAAUGAUUUUCUGAUCUUAUUUCAUAUUUAUUUUUACAGCUCAUCACUGCAUUUCAUGAUAAGAUUUAAAUAUUAAAUAGAAAGAAACUAGCUAGCCUAAUAAAAUCUGAACACAGUUAAUAUCUGUCAUAAGACUAGUUUUAAUGGAAUUCUCUAUUGAAACUACUAUUUUAAAGGGUUACUAGAAAUGAUUUGGUUGGUCAUUUUGGGAAAUGUCCCUUAAACUUGGGGAGACAUCCUCUACUAUGUAUAACAAUAUGCUAUUAUCUGUCUUCUCAGUUGCACUAUUUCUAAGAGUACUUAAAUUAAUCACAUGCUUUUCCCUACAAUUAUACCUAAGCUGAGUAUAUCUUCUUCUGUGAUAACCAGCUUUGAUUGAAAUGUACUCAUAUUAGGUAAACAUUAGGCAAUGAUAGGAGGAAAGCAAAACUAAUUCUUUCAAAAUGUCAACAAAAUUUAGAAAUAUCCUUCCCGAUGGCACUAAAACCCUGAGAGGUAUUUGCUUUUAUUCAUACUCACACAACUUUAGCAUUUAAAAACUAUGAGUACUAAACUGUGACCUUCAGGAUUUAUGUUAGAUGGCAGAAAGAAAAUUUGGGUAUUAGUCUACCAUAUAAAUGAACUUCUUUAAAACCAAGGUUCAGAACUGAGAAUCAUAUUGGUUCCUCUUCAAGUUAGUUCAAGUUGCCCACUUCAGAGAUCCACAAAAUCUGACAUUAUUUCCAGAAACCCCAAACUUUGGUAUAAGUGACCACUGCUCAAAUAUGUGAUCACAUGAUCACACAGCAUUCCUGUGAGUUCCUUUUUGUCUGAUAAUUAUCCUAAUUAGCUCUACAGAGCUAUCCUGCAAUCCAGGUUGAAAUUCAAACUCUCAGUUACUACUACAGAUUUCUGAACUAGGCCAAGUUUUAACCAAAAACUAUAGGUAAUGGUGAAUUACUAAUUAGCCACAAUGCAUCAGGAUUUAGAAAUAUUUUUUCUUUUAUAAAAUAACUUGGUAUUUUUCUGAUAAUCUUCCAAUAGAUAAAUAAAAACUUUUCUUAUGCUACAGUACAAGUUGAUUUUUAAGGAAAUUUGUGCAAACAUUAAGAAACACCGCAUUGGUUCUGGGUGAAAGUGCCAGUCUGGAACUCUCUUGAAAGACCAUACAGUCUACUGCUAAACCCUGGGACUCCUCAGACUUGCACUCAGAUUAUCGUUUGCCUGCCCUGAUUUUAGACUCUGCUAAUUCAAGUCCCUGUUAUCUUGCUUGACAUCGACAAGGAUCACCGCACCGUUCCUUCAGUUUCCACAGUUCCGUCAGUUCCCACGGAGAAUACUGAGGAGAAGACAGCAUUCCUGUCUCACAGGUCUUCUCACACAGCCACAGACUGUCCUGUUGAGAAACAACCAAAGCCGAUCUGAGAGUGGUGAAACUGUUUUAAGAGCAUCAGAAAGUAUGCACGUAGACAGCUUUUAUGUAUUCUAAUGAUGCUGAAAUUAUUUCAAGGAUAACUCCGUGUGUGGAACAACUGGUGAGGUUUGGGGGUGGCACCUCCUGAUUUGGGAAAGCACCAGGUCCCACAGUCCUGUGGCUGUGGAAUACAGAAACAAGGCGGUGUGUGGAUGAAGAGUUAGUCAACAAAUGCCAUUCCGUAAUGAACGAUUUUAGAAACCACAAGUGAGUUUCAUGUUUGCUAGUAAAGGUGUGUCUAUGGCAGUAUUAGUAACAGCUAUUAUUCUGAUGGAAUGCUUACAAUAUUGCAGGGACUGUACCAAGUGCUUUGUAAAUAUCUCACUUAAAUCUCACAGUAAUGCUGUGAGGUAGGAACUAUUUCCCUCUUAACAAUUGAGGAACAAACGAAGAGUUAAAAAACUUGUUCCAGGUCACAGGGCUGGUAAAUGAAGAGGAGGGAUUAAAGACUCCCAAGCUCAAGUUCUUAACCACUAGACUAUUUCCUAGCUACGUGAAUUGGUUUCUAUUUCCAGCAAUGUAGCAGAACACAGAGAGAAACUCAUUCAAUGUUUUGACAACACAAAAAUGUUGGAUAAAAUUAAAAACCUUUAUAAAGCAUGGCUCAACUCCGUGAUCAAAGAAGAAACAGGGUAGGAGAAAGCACUGAGUCAGCCUGUGCCUUGAAGGCAGCUGCUGAUCCUUGGGUUUGGAAGGCCAAGCCCAGGGUCAGGAGACUAAUGGGAGACUGACACAGAGCUAGGAUCUCUGAGGGGCCACAGCCUCAGGGGUGAUAAAACAAAACACACUCAGCUUGUCUGUCUCAGUCUUGCCCCUCAGUGGGAUGGAAAGGAGUCUCUCUCCCCUCAGUGCCUACCCACAGCUUGCACUUAGGUAGGUCUGGGGCUGGUAGUCAGUCUGUGUAAGCCCAACAGUUCCAAGCCAAAAAUCUGAAGUAUUCAUAGAUGGUAGUAUUCCUAGAUGCAUGGCAGAAAAAAAUGUAAAUAUGUAAAUCCUCUCUGUAGGAAUGCAUUUUAAAUAGAGGACUCAGUUUCCAAAGACAUGAGAUGGUCACAAAAAAAAAAAAAAAAAAAAGACCGCAUCAGAAAACAAGCGCCAUGAACAACAGUUGUAGAAACAACAAACUGCAAAAUCAGACCCAGCAAAGACUACAGAUCCCAGAAUUACCAGAUACAAAAAAGAAUUAUAUUCAAAGAUGAGACAAAGUACAGCAAAGGAAUCAGACUAUCAAAGUGGACCAUGUAGAUGUGGGUUGAUUUCUUGUCCUGGACUGAGAGCUGCUCUGGGACCCCAGCUCUAUGCAGGGCUUCUAACUGACAGACACUGCAUGUGCCUUCUGUCCCCUGCACCUUCGAUGGCCAAAGUGGAAGCUGCAAGAAUCCAGAACAGAAAUCUCUGAAGCUAAAGCCAGCUUUGUGCUUGAUUUCUUCCCAGGGCUCUAGUUUCCAUUUUGGUCUCUGCAGAUUCAUUUUUUUUUCUGGUUCAGCAAUACUGUGUUUUAAAUGAUGUCUUAUAUUUCAUGCAGUGUCUUAUUUUUAUCGGUCAGAAGGGUUGAAGGAUCCUUAGACUGCCACACUCAAUCAGUGGAUUCUGUCGUUCAGUUUUUUUUUUUGAGACGGAGUCUCGCUCUGUCGCCCAGGCUGGAGUACAGUGGUGUGAUCUUGGCUCACUGCAAGCUCUGCCCCCCGGGUUCAUGCCAUUCUCCUGCCUCAGCCUUCUGAGUAGCUGGGACCACAGGCGCCCGCCACUAUGCCUGGCUAAUUUUUUUUGUAUUUUUAGUAGAGAUGGGGUUUCACCGUGUUAGCCAGGAUGGUCUCCAUCUCCUGACCUCAUGAUCUGCCCGCCUCGGCCUUCUGUUGUUAAGUUUUAAAGCUGCAAAUAAUUUCUGAUCAAAUCUAUGGAAACUGAGUUUUUUUGUAGGCAGGGGAACGUUGAUUUAUAACCUUUUGCUUUAAACUCAGAAAAAUACUGUAUGAGAAAUAACCUAGUGGAUUAUUGUGAAUUAAAGCAACAGCAUAACUAUUA